Phaedon cochleariae (mustard beetle) is the source of this 1071-nucleotide messenger RNA. NCBI's taxonomy places the organism in Eukaryota, Metazoa, Arthropoda, Insecta, Coleoptera, Chrysomelidae. The record is from the annotation of a GenBank genome assembly.
AUGCAAGCAUUUUUGAAAUCUGGCAAGUUAGGUGAAUCUUCUGGAAAAAGUUCUAGUUCUAAACCUGCAAAAAAACCAAAAUCUGUACCCUGGGUGGAAAAAUAUCGCCCAAAGACAGUAUCGGAUGUAGUUGAACAAAGUGAAGCAGUGGCCGUCCUAGAACAAUGUAUAACUGGAGCGGAUUUACCAAAUCUUCUGUUCUAUGGCCCUCCUGGAACUGGAAAGACAAGUACAAUUUUGGCUGCCUCUAGACAACUUUUUGGAGACAUCUAUAAAGAAAGAAUACUGGAGCUCAAUGCUUCAGAUGAGCGAGGAAUUCAAGUUGUAAGAGAUAAAGUGAAAACAUUUGCUCAGUUGACUGCAAGUGGUACAAGACCUGAUGGUAAGCCAUGCCCUCCUUUCAAGAUAGUUAUCCUUGAUGAGGCUGAUUCCAUGACUCAUGCUGCUCAAGCUGCUUUAAGAAGAACUAUGGAGAAAGAAACUAAAACUACUAGGUUUUGUCUCAUUUGUAAUUAUGUUUCUCGUAUCAUAGAACCCUUGACAUCAAGAUGUACAAAGUUUCGCUUCAAGCCUCUGAAUGAUUCAAUGAUUCUAGAAAGGUUGCAGUAUAUAAGCAAGGAAGAGAAUGUAGAAUGUGAUGAAACCACUUUGAAUGCACUUGUGGAAACCAGUGGGGGUGAUAUGAGAAGGGCCAUAACCUGUCUCCAAAGCUGUGCUAAACUGACAGGUCCUGGGAAGAAAAUGGAUAUUAAUAGUGUAUUGGAAGUAACAGGUGUAGUGCCCCAGCACUGGCUACAAGACUUUUUGAAAAUUUGCAAAGGUUUAGUGAAUUAUAACAAUCUUGAGACAUUCAUACAAAAUCUCAUAUUAGAAGCUUAUGCUGCCUCUCAGAUACUUGAACAACUUAAUGAUCAUCUUGUCAACAGUGAAGAAUUCAAUAAUAUGCAAAAAGCACUGAUUGGGGAGAAGUUAGGUGCAGUGAGUUAUAGGCUACAAGAUGGUGGAUCUGAAUACAUUCAACUACUAGAUUUAGGAAAUACUAUAAUUCAGGCUUAUGCACUAUCUGCUUGA